Molecule: messenger RNA, 4494 nt
Organism: Symbiodinium sp. CCMP2592
Lineage: Eukaryota; Dinophyceae; Suessiales; Symbiodiniaceae
Source: the annotation of a GenBank genome assembly
AUGGAGAUUAACAUCCAGAUCAAGAAUGCGCAGCCCGAAGACUUACUGCAGGCGUUUGCAGCAUUAAGUGGAGGAGCAGCAUCCUCAACGACAGCGGAUACCGAGCAGAGUGCAGUUGGAUCUGGUGCCAAGGCAAAGCGAAAAGCUCAGCCAUUCUCGGCGAGAAGCCCCGCCUAUGCCAAAGCCGUCAUCUUCGUCGGGAUUGCCCGCGCUACCACCGGUGCCAUUACAAACAACGGCAAGCGCAAGACCCGCCAGACCGCUGCUGGUGAAAAAGAGAGCCAUGGACUCCAGAUCUCCAAGACGCAGUCCCUCACGAAGGACAACAUCCAGAUCGUACGCUCCCAGGACAACAUCCAGAUCUCAUUCCCCCAGGACAACGCAGAGAUCCAGGGCAUCGGGCAGUUCAAGGUCAACUGGAAGGACAUUGAGAUUCCACAGUUUCCCAUACACGAUUCCACCAAGCAGUACGUGGAUGCACUUUGCGCUGCAGCGGAGUUCAGGAUCGACCAGGGAGUUCUCUUGGAGCAUGACCUCACGUGGGACAGAGGAGGCGACCCAACUCCAGAGACAAUGAGAAGAUUCUAUUUCUUGCAAUCUUCAGACCUCACCCUGCAAAAUCCUCCUCUACCAACUCGGCAAGAAAAGAUCCUAUUCUGGUCGCAUGCAACAGAUGUGGGAGCGUUAUUCAACAUGUUGAAAGAGCGAAAUAUGCGUCCGAUGAACGCGCAUGGAGUGGCAGCCUUUGGAUGCAACAUCUUCUAUGCCCUCGGCCACGAGAUGUCCGGAUCAGACAUCGACGAGCACAACCUGACCAGGGUGAUCUUCAACACCACACGGAGCGCCAAGAACCUGGCAGGCAUCGUCGUGGGAGGCCGUGCAUGGGGAUCCCUACGCAAGCAUCUUGGCGGAUCCUAUGAAACAGCUCGGGCAGCCACUGAAGAGGACGAGGUGCUCAAGGAUGCGAAUGCAAAAGCUUAUUGCACGGUGCCCCAAUUGUUAGAUACCCCCAUACGCAAUGGCGAAUGCAUGGACCGGAUAUUGGUCUCAGGGAGCAUCGAAUAUGCCGUGGUGGGCGUCAGGCAGCGGGAGCGCGUCGAGCACACCAACUCCGGCACCCUUGCCAGCGACAACACCGUUGCCGUCGUGGCCACCUAUGCCUCCGCCCGCAUCCAGCCCGGCUACACAACCUUUGCCGCCGCCGCCGCCACCGUGCAACACACAGCCGGAGCCAGCCAAUGCAACAAGUACACCGACGACAUCGGCAACCACGGACUUGCAGGCAUGGACGUCCGUGAUGUCACCGUUGCGCAUCUUUGCAGGCAUGGCAUGGAGGAAUUUGGACUUCGAGGACUUUCCCACGGCAAGUUCACCGGCAUGAUUCUGACCCGCAACAUCGCCGAGAGCGUCCUCCUCUCCCAGCUCCAGAAGAAGCUCCGCGAGAACAACAUCGACGUGGAUGCCACCAUCGACGCCAUCCACCAAAGCAAAGGACAAAAAGCCCCUGACAAGGUGAAAGAGGCCAUCACCUUUGUUGCACCCCUCGUCGACACCAUCAUGGAUGCCAUCAAACCUUGGGCACAGGUGCGCAACUACGGCGCCAAGAACACCGAGGGCGACAACCAAGCAGCACAACGCAUGCAAGCUUUGGAAGAGCAGACCGCCAAGUACAAACAACGCCUACGCAGUGCCGGCAUCGACGUCACCCCCCAAAAGUCCCUCCCACUGCAAAAUGAGCCAAAUGAAGGCCCAGAAGCAACGGCGGCACCACCAAAGCGCAGACGCCUCACAAAGGGAGCCAUCAAGCAACGCAACGAGGAUAUCCUCGCCGAGCCCCACAAUGUGAUCCGUGCCAGUGGACAAGAGCCUCCGACAAGUAUGACAUCAAUUGCAACUUGGAUCACCAACCUCAAGAAGAGUCUCCCCCGAGAAAAGCAUGCGGAAGUGGAUAAUCACAUACAGUCCGUACAGACCAUCCUCGAAGGCGCCAAAUACACCAAGGCCGAGCUACAGGAGAUGGCUACGAGAUGGGGACUUCCCAUGCUCAACAAGCAAACCUAUGCGACUGCUACCAGGGACGCAUCAUUUUGCUACAUCGGAUCCACCAACAUCACGGUGGCCAAGAGAGAGUACAACAGAGUCGCAAAACUUCGUCAACUACAACAACUCAAACUUCCCAAAACCGAGAUCGCCAUUCGUUAUUGGAACGAUUCCCAGACCUACCAGCACUACAGCACCAUCCUCCUUUCGCAGCACUCGGAGUAUAUUGACGCCUGGGCCGAAGAACACAGCCUGAUUCAGAGAUGGCAGCCCAAGCUGAACUACCCGUUUGUCACGAAGGAGCUGGUCAAGAAGGCGCAUGGAUUGGCGCAAUUCUGGAAGCUCUUGUACGCUAUCUCAAGCGAUACCAAGCAAGAAUUUGAGGCCUCCAAGGAGCUACGCAGUGGCAAACAUGACUCCGAAACAGUUACCCUGCUCUACAGACUCGCCAACCACAUGGAGCAACCAUGGAGAUCAAAAGCACGAGCCAGACUACGAAAAGUCCUGCAGUUCAAGAACGCAUCGAUCCCAAAGCACAACAAGCCCCUGAAAGUCCCUCUACUUGCACAUGCGUCGCACCGCACUAACCUCGAAAAGUACCUGGUACGACUCAGCAGGACACACAGACAUGUGCUUAUACCAUAUCAUCUACCAACCAAGACGGUCCAGGAGGCAACGCACCCCUCUCUCGAGCGAGCUCUUUGGAACCACAAGCGGAAAGUCACCGAUAUGGGCAGACACUGGAAGCCUACAGAAUGUCAGUGUGCCCAAUUCAUCAAGCAACAUCCGCGAGCACAAGUACACGAAGGACAUGUGGUGACGGGCUUAGAAACCUUACAACUACACAGCACAAACCAGAUCUUUCAGAACAUUGGGGCCGGGAACGCCUUCUACUCCUCCAAGAAGCGUAUCAAGAAGCAGCACCAAGAACAAUUUCAACGAUGGCUCAAGCACCACCAAUUUCCUCGAGAUCAACGCAUCCUCGACGACUUUGACGACUUCUUCGAGCAGGAGUGGAAGCAACACAGACUACAACUUCAACGAGAGCCACGACUCACGCACAGAUUAGCAAAGAACAUAUUGGGCAUGAUCCCUGAUGACUACAUUGUGCACAACGAGGACCACGCCAACGCGCACCUCAUGAUCUACUGCCCGAACAUCUACAACCAAGCAGCCUACAACACUUGGAUGGACAAACAAACAUUCAGAAUGCUAGAUGCCGACCCUGCCGAGAUCAAGCAGGCCAUGAAAAACAACACCCCCAAGAUCGUCGCCAAGCACUACGCCAAGCUCCUUGACUACGAAAAGCCCCUUCCGUAUGGAUAUAUCCUCAUGAAACGGAAAAAGAGGUGGGCAAAAGGGAGGACUAUUAUCGCGUAUAGCAAUACGUGCAUCGGCAAACUGCUGAAGAUCGCGGCGCUAGCAUUACACCAGAUGUUGAGGAUAACAUGGCCCAACCAUUUUGGCGACGUCAGCUCGCCACAACUAUGGGAGGAAAUACACCAACUCUUCUACAACAACGAGCACCUGUACCCGGAGAGGCACUUGAAAUUUCUCAACCACGAUCUGGUCGGCUUCUUUAAUUCGAUACCACAAUCCGACAUCCUGCAGAGCAUCCAAUUCCUCACAUCUCAGUUCCUUGACGAGCAUAACGCCACCAUCACCGUCGAUCCGCACAACAAGAUCGCACCAGCGCAUUCAGGCCGCUCAACGCACAGCCUGAAGUCCAACAUGGUCAAGAUGCAGGCAGAGCACAUACCAGCCAUCAUUCAGUUCAGCUUCGACGCGUGUGCUUUCACAGCCAUUGGCGAAGUAUUCCAACAGACAUGCGGCACGUCGAUGGGAAACCAAAUCAGCCCCAUCCUCUCCACGUGCGCAAUCGUGGCAACAGAAAUCACAUGGCUACGGAUGUACGGUCAAUUUGUCAGCAGCGCCCACCUCCACGACAAGUUCUGGAUCCGCAGGUACGUCGACAACAGAGCCAUUAUAGUCGAUGAAGACGAACUUCAGCACAACCCCUUCAUUCAGCAGCUUGCGUCCCUGCACUUCUACAAGAAACCAGUACAACUUGAAGACGAAGCGUGUGACGAUUUUCUGGGAUUUCGCAUUCACGCAGACAAUCGCAAAAUCACGUACAAUCUCCAUCGCGAGCCUUGGAGAUACAGACUCCCUCAGUCAGCCGGAACUACAAAGUUACGCCUCAGCGGAUAUCACAGCAGAAAGCAUCUCAUCCGCACCAUUGCCUACCCGGAAGAUGUAGCCCAGAGACAAAUUCAAGAACUGGACGACCUCUACGGUGACUUGGGAUAUGCGCGCCUUCUGAAAACUCAACAGAGCCAGAGACCUGUAGGCAGUAGCUGGUGCAACGUCUUAGCCCUUUUGCUUUGGUUCUUUCAGCCCUUUCAACACUUUUCUUCAGUUUUUUGGUUCAAGCCUUGCGUUGGUACGACUUAG